CUUCUAAAAUUAUUUUUACGAGCUAUACUUGCUAUUGGAAAUAAAACCGGCCGUCUGUUGCCAUGGUGACCGGCCUGUCCCAAAAAGGAAGAAGGUUCAUGGAGAGGACUCACGCCCAUUCCACGUGACAAUCCAAUCAGCCAAUGAGAGUGCAUCAUCCUCAGCUCUGCAAAAUCGAAAGAGCGUCGCGAGGACGGAGCAGUCUUUGCAGCUGACUCCUGGCUGCGGAUGUAUUAACGCGUUCUCUCUCUAAACGGCUUACAGAAAAUCUGGUAGCUUUCAACUGGGGAAAGUUUUUGUCUGUUCUGGGCGCUUGAAACUCUUCGUGGUCCGAGGCGAUCAACUGAAGCGAUGGGGAUGACUUUUUAUGGGCUGGUCGUUCUCAUGUUGUGCCGCAUGUCGCAAGCCUUGUCUGUGCCUGUAGACGCUGUCAAAGUCCAAUACGAGCAGCGAGUGGCAGUCGGUGCUCAUGAGGUCACGGAGCUAGUCCUCCUGAACGGAGUGUACUUGACCAACCGGGAAGCCAAGGCCGUUCUGCAGUGGAUGUCAGCUGAUUUCCAUCCUCUCCUCCAUCUGAGCUCCAGCAACUCCUCCCUGCUGAAGAAUCACACAGUGGUGCGGUCUCGAGAAUGCAUACUGGAGGGGAGCCAGCUGCAAUGGGUGGACCGCGUCUCCGUUGGCCGGCAGAUCUACCUCACCCAGGAUCGCAAUGACGCCUGGGUGCCGUACGUGCCGCAAGCAGUGCCCCUUAAAACACUGUGGGAACAGGUGAUGGUGCACCCAGAAGAGGAGAGGCUUGAGGUGGGCUGUGUCACACUGAUGAGAGAGCUGAGUCUCUCACAAGAACAUUCAGUGACAAAUGUGCCCCAGUUGCUGAUUCCACUGCUGGCAUUUCUGGCUUUUAUCGGGCUGGUGGCGAUAAGUCUCCUCCUCUCCAAAACCCACGGUUUGAGGCACCCAGGAGGAGUCAUUGGCUCAGUCAUACAUUACCCAAAAGACAUUGCAGAGGUGCCUCAGGAGAUGAAAGGCGGUUACAGAACCCUGUGAGUGGAAGGUGCUCCCUCUACUCGGACCUGCUGUGUGGAUGAGGAUUCUGCUUUAUGCACUUUAUCGACGUUGGAUUAGCUUCUCUGUAUGAAUUUUAAAAACACAAUGCAUUUCUUUUUAUGACAUGUAAUGUCAACAAAGUUUGGUCUUCAGUGUGGAAAGAAAAGAAUGCUUCGCUUUGCAUUGGAGCUUGGGCUCCACUGGGCUGAAAUCAGAAAGCUUUAUGUCAUGGUUUCAGGCUGUCCAGUGGCCAGUCAGAUAAUCCGAACAACAUCAUGUUCUUCUGCGUGUUUCAGUUACACCACUUAUCAGCCACAAACACUGGAUUAUUGUAAUGAAUGUUUUCCUGGUGACUCCGGAAGGGCGUUGUGUUGUAAAUGCUGCCAAAGUAUUUUGCCUUUUCACUGGCUUGUUAUUUAACAAACGCUUAAAUAAAGAUUUCUUAUUAUUG
Synchiropus splendidus (mandarinfish) is the source of this 1498-nucleotide messenger RNA. RefSeq lists its product as uncharacterized. The record is from RefSeq and is a predicted model, not a curated record. The coding region runs from base 352 to 1047 and encodes 231 amino acids. Lineage: Eukaryota; Metazoa; Chordata; Actinopteri; Syngnathiformes; Callionymidae. The transcript has 6 exons.